AUGGAUUUAUCUAAUCACAGCCCUAAUCCUGAUAUCUUUAAUCAACUCGACAAUUCUUCUCAAUCCUCAAUCCAUCUUAUAGAUUCUUCAGGCACCGUUACCAAUCUCCAAGACCCUAAUUGGGCUUCUCUUGUUAGCCAAAACCCUAGCUCCGACGCGAAUUCCGUCCAAGGUGACCUCCUUUCGCUGCCUGUCCCCAAAGGAAAGAGACGCGGUCGGCCGCGGUAUGCAGCGUGGUCUUUGAACCAGGUCCAUGGCCUACACAUCUCGUCUUCCAAUAAUGGCUCGAGCAAUGCGAGGGCUUCGGUUAUCAAGACCCAGAUGCAGAACACGAGCAAUUUGAUAAAGGAAAAACAGGGUUCUAGUUCGAAUUCUGGUAGUCUGGCCAAGAAACCCGUUGAUGGCAUGUCGGAUGAGAUAAUCGUGAUUAACAAGGAUGCAACAGCUGAGGCCUUGAUUGCAUUGACUGCCGGCUUCCCAGCAGAUUCUCUAACAGAGGAGGAAGUAGAGUACGGUGUGGUGUCUGAGGUGGGCGGCAUUGAGCAGGUCAACUACAUAUUAAUCAGGAACCACAUAAUCACAAAAUGGCGAGAGAACGUGUCCACCUGGAUUACAAAGGAGAUGUUUGUGGGUGUUGUCCCGGAGCAUUGUGGGCCACUCUUGAACACCACUUACGAUUACUUGGUUUCUCAUGGCUAUAUCAACUUUGGGGUGGCACCUGCAAUAAAAGAGAGGAUUUUGGUGGAGCCAAAGAAGCCGAACGUGAUAGUGGUAGGGGCUGGGCUUUCUGGGCUGGCUGCUGCAAGGCAGUUAAUGGCUUUCGGAUUUAAGGUUACGGUUUUGGAGGGGCGAAGGCGUCCCGGUGGGAGGGUGUACACAAAGAAACUGGGUUACGGCAAUACAGUUGCGGCUGUGGAUUUGGGAGGAAGUGUUUUGACCGGCACUUUGGGGAACCCGCUCGGGAUUUUGGCUCGUCAGUUGAAUUUCGUGCUCCAUAAAGUUAGAGAUAAGUGCCCCCUUUACAGAGUGGAUGGGAUGCCUGUGGAUCCUGAUUUGGACAGGAAAGUCGAGACCUCUUUCAAUCAGCUCUUGGAUAAAUUGAGUAAAGUCAGACAGUCAAUGGGAGAUGUUUCGCGCGAUGUGUCUCUCGGGGCUGCCCUGAUGACAUUCCGGGAGGCCUUUACUGAGGAGGAAAAUAGCCUCUUCAACUGGCAUCUCGCCAACUUGGAAUAUGCGAACGCCAGUUUGGUCUCGAUGCUUUCGCUUGCGUUCUGGGACCAAGACGAUCCGUAUGAUAUGGGAGGUGACCACUGUUUUCUCCCGGGAGGAAAUGGGAAACUGGUCGAGUCUUUGGUGGAGAAUGUGCCCGUUCAGUACGGGAAAACUGUCGAGGCCAUCCAUUAUGGCGGUGAUGGAGUUCAGGUUGCUGUUGGAGGGGGUCAGGUUUACAAGGGCGAUAUGGUACUUUGUACGGUCCCGCUUGGGGUUCUGAAGAGUCGCUCAAUUAGGUUUGUGCCCGAGUUGCCUCAGAGGAAGCUUGACGCGAUAAAGAGGUUGGGAUUCGGGGUCUUGAAUAAGGUUGGGUUGCUAUUUCCGCAUGUGUUCUGGGGGACUGAUCUUGAUACGUUUGGGCAUCUCUCUGAUCAUUCGGGCAGUCGUGGGGAGUACUUUCUUUUCUACAGCUAUGCCACCGUUGCCGGAGGCCCGCUUUUGAUUGCUUUAGUUGCAGGAGAAGCUGCUUACAAGUUUGAGAAUGAGGAUCCUACAGUGUCUGUGAGGAAGGUGCUUGGGAUUCUUAAAGGGCCAUCUGCAGAUUCCGUAAUUGCUUCAAUUAAGGCCGAGAGGAGCAAACGCAGUCAAAGUCAAAAAUCUUCAUCAUCUGGUAUUUUGAUGUCUAAAGCAGCAUUGACGAAUCGCAAGUUAGUCAGAAAGGCGAAAAUUGUACGCAGCAGCAAUAAGCUAUCCAUCCCAAGCACAAAUAUCGAGAGUAAAGCUCGUGACAGUGGUAAUAACAUCGAGCCCACGACACUAGCCCAUAUUAAUGGCGUUGAGGCUAUGGAUGACAUGAGAUGUUUUAACCCGCAGAAUUUGGGCCAUAAUAAUAAUAAUAAUACCUUAACGACUUAUUUGGAUCCUAAUCUGUCCAUAACACAUAUGGAUGUAGAUAUGGAUUUACUCGGAGAUACCCACAACAAUAAUGUCUCGUUUUGCCCGCCGAGUUCUGAAAAUGGGGCGAAAGUUGUUGGCUGUGAUAGCAGCAAUAUUGUUGACCAGAGCUUUGACGCUCGAAACUAUGUCGGGGUUACUACAGAUAGCAUUAGCUGUAUAUCUCUUCAAGAGAACAUAUUUGAUGACAUUAUGAAUGAUCUCCUUCCUCCUUCCAGUGCAAACUCUGGCACUUGGGAAUUCACUGAAAAAUUGUAG
Striga hermonthica is the source of this 2424-nucleotide messenger RNA. The record is from the annotation of a GenBank genome assembly. NCBI's taxonomy places the organism in Eukaryota, Viridiplantae, Streptophyta, Magnoliopsida, Lamiales, Orobanchaceae.